CCAACAUGCUGGAUCUCUGUUUAGGGGUCAGUGCUCUAAAAUGAGUCUCUCUGGGGAGAGAGAGGAGGGGGGCCCUGCCUCUAAAAUGAGUCUCUCUGGGGAGAGAGAGGAGGGAGGCCCUGCCUCUAAAAUGAGUCUCUCUGGGGAGAGAGAGGAGGGACCUGCCUCUAAAAUGAGUCUCUCUGGGGAACAUGACACCAAAGCUAAGAGCCCAAUCAAGCAGGAGAGACCAGCCUCCCCUGUACCCAGCUGUGUGUCCAUGAAGAGUGACAAGUCUAUGGAACCUCCUAUAUUAUUUAGAGAGGGAGACUUUUCUUCUGAAAAAAGAAACCAACAGGAGAGAUCAGAGUCAGAGAUUCUCAGUGGUCAGUCUUCCCAGAGUCAUCAAACAGACCUGGCCUCCAUAUUCAGAUUGCUCGAAGAGAAUAUUUUGAAAUUUGUGAAGAACGAGCUGAAGAUGUUCAAGAGGAUUCUUAGUCAAGAACUCCCAGAAGGCUUUGAGAGUCAGAAGCAGGAUAAGGAAGUGGUGGAUGCUGAAGAUGAGAAGCAGGAGAGCAGUGCCAGAGAGGGGGCUCUGAAGAUCACACUGCACGUCCUGAGGAAAAUGAACCAGAAGGAGCUUGCUGACACACUGGAGAAAUGUAAGAUCUAUGACCUUGCUGUGAUUUGCCAACGUGAACUCAAAUCUAAUCUAAAGAAGAAGUUUCAAUGUGUUUUUGAGGGGAUCGCUAAACAAGGAAACCCAACACUUCUCAAUAAGAUCUACACAGAGCUCUACAUCACAGAGGGUGGAACAGGAGAGGUCAAUAAUGAACAUGAGCUGAGACAGAUUGAGACAACAACCAGGAAACAAGCAAGACCAGAGACUGCAAUCAAAUGUAACGACAUCUUCAAACCCUUACCUGGACAAGACAAACGUAUCAGAACUGUGCUGACAAAGGGAGUCGCUGGCAUUGGAAAAACAGUCUCUGUGCAGAAGUUCAUUCUGGACUGGGCUGAAGGAAAAGCAAAUCAGGAUGUCCAAUUUGUAUUUUCAUUCCCUUUCCGGGAGCUGAAUUUGAUGAAAUGGGACAAACACACUUUGAUUGAACUUCUUAAUCACUUCUCAAUGGAAACCAAAGAAUCGAGAAUCUCCAACUACGACAAGUACAAAGUUCUGUUCAUCUUUGAUGGUCUGGAUGAGUGUCGACUGCCCCUAGACUUCCAGAAGAACAAGAUCUGCUGUGAUGUCACACAGUCAACCUCAGUGGAUGUUCUGCUGACAAAUCUCAUCAAGGGAAAUCUGCUUCCCUCUGCUCUCCUCUGGAUAACUACCCGACCUGCAGCAGCCAAUAAGAUCCCUUCAGGGUGUGUUGACCAGGUGACAGAGGUACGAGGGUUCCUUGACCCACAGAAGGAGGAGUACUUCAGGAAGAGAUUCAGUGAUGAGGACCUGGCCAGCAGAAUCAUCUCACACAUAAAGACAUCAAGGAGCCUCCACAUCAUGUGCCACAUUCCAGUCUUCUGUUGGAUUUCUGCAACAGUCCUUGAACACAUGCUGCAACAUAAGAGAGAAGAGAUGCCCAAGACUCUGACUGAGAUGUACACACACCUUGUGGAGUUUCAUACCAAACAGAAGAAUGAAAAGUAUCUUGGGAAAGAAGAGACAGGUAGACACUGGAAUAAAGAGAGCAUUUUGUCACUGGGAAAACUGGCCUUCCAACAGCUUAUGAAUGGCAAUCUGAUUUUCUAUGAAGAAGACCUGAAAGAGGCUGGCAUUGAUGUCAAUGAAGCCUCAGUGUACUCAGGAUUGUGCACACAGAUCUUUAAAGAGGAAUGUGGUCUGUACCAGGACAAGGUGUACUGCUUUGUUCAUCUGAGCAUUCAGGAGUUUCUGGCUGCUUUAUAUGUGUUCCUCUCAUUCAUCAACAACAACGAGAAUCUAAUGGACAAACUGCAAACAAAAGAUGAGCCUGAAGUUACUUUCUACAAGAGUGCUGUGGAUAAAGCCUUACAAAGUGAGACGGGAAACCUGGACCUUUUCCUCUGCUUCCUUCUGGGCCUCUCACUGGAGUCCAAUCAGAAGCACUUACGAGGUCUAAUGACAAAGACAAGAAGCAGCUCACAGAGCCAUGAAGAAACUGUCAAGUACAUCAAGAAGAAGAUCAGGGAGAAUCCCUCUCCAGAGAGGAGCAUCAAUCUGUUCCACUGUCUGAAUGAACUGAAUGACCAUUCUCUAGUGGAGGAGAUCCAAAGCUACCUGAGAUCAGGAAGUCUCUCAGAAGCCAACCUGUCAUCUGCACAGUGGUCAGCUCUGGUCUUUGUGUUGCUGACUUCAGAAAAGGAGCUGGAUGUGUUUGACCUGAAGAAAUACUCCAGAUCAGAGGAAGGUCUUCUGAGGCUGCUGCCAGUGGUCAAAGCCUCCAGAGCUGCUCAGCUGUCAGGCUGUGGAGUCACAGAGGAAGGCUGUGCUUCUCUGGUCUCAGCUCUGGAGGCAAACCCCUCACACCUGAGAGAGCUGGACCUGAGUAACAAUGACCUGAAGGAUUCAGGAGUGAAUCUGCUCUCUGCUGGACUGGGGAAUCCCCACUGUAAACUGGAGACUCUGAGGCUGUCAGGCUGUGGAGUCACAGAGGAAGGCUGUGCUUCUCUGGUCUCAGCUCUUAAGUCAAACCCCUCACACCUGAGAGAGCUGGAUCUGAGUAACAAUGACCUGAAGGAUUCAGGAGUGGAGUUGCUCUCUGCUGGACUGGGGAAUCCCCACUGUAAACUGGAGACUCUGAGGCUGUCAGGCUGUCUAGUCACAGAGGAAGGCUGUGCUUCUCUGGCCUCAGCUCUGAGGUCAAACCCCUCACACCUGAGAGAGCUGGACCUGAGCUACAAUCACCCAGGAGACUCAGGAGUCAGACUGCUCUCUGCUGGACUGGAGGAUCCACACUGCAGACUGGAGAAACUCAAUGUGGAACAUGGUGGAGAGAACACAAUGAAACCUGGGCUUAGAAAAUAUGUCUGUGACCUCACACUGGACCUCAACACAGUAGACAGACUCCUAUGUCUGUCUGAGAAGAACAGAAAGGUGACAUGUAGGACAGAGAAGCAGCCGUAUCCUGAUCACCCACAGAGAUUUGAGGACAGUAGACAGGUGCUGUGUAGAGAGGGUCUGACUGGGCGCUGUUACUGGGAGGUAGAGUGGAGUGGGAGGAUUAAUAUAGGAGUGACAUAUAAAGGAAUCAACAGGAAAGGAGAGGGUAAUGACUGUUUUCUUGGAUACAAUGACAAGUCCUGGUGUCUGUUCUGCACUGACAACUGUUACACUGCCAGUCACAAGAAUAAUCACAUAGACGUCCCCUCCUCCAUAUCCCACAGAGUAGGAGUGUAUCUGGACUGGCCAGCCGGCACUCUGUCCUUCUAUAGAGUCUCCUCUGACACAAUGACCCACCUGUACACAUUCACCUCCACAUUCACUGAGCCCCUCUAUCCAGGGUUUAGGGUUUGGUAUGAAGACUCCUCAUUGUCCCUGUGUCAGUUGGUCCCUGUGUCAAACACAACAUGAUGUUUCACUCUAAUCAGGGUCAUGUUCAGUAAGUAUCAAGGCACAAGGCAAGACCCAAAUGUGGACACAGGAGGCAGAUGGUUGGAGUCUUGCAAAGUUUAUUACUCCAAAGGGUGGUGGACAGGCAAAAAGGUCAAAACCAUUAGGUACAGAGUGGCAGACAGGCUUGUGGUCAAGGCAGGCAGAAUGUACCCGCCUACCUGACCAAAGUCCAGAAACAGGCAAGGGUCAAAACUGGGAGGACUAGAAAAAGGAGAAUGCAAAAAGCAGGAGAACAGGAAAACCGCUGGUUGACCUAGAAACAUACAAGACGAACUGGCACAGAGAGACAGGAAACACAGGGAUAAAUACACUGGGGGAACACAGGGA
Molecule: messenger RNA, 3901 nt
Organism: Salvelinus fontinalis (brook trout)
Lineage: Eukaryota; Metazoa; Chordata; Actinopteri; Salmoniformes; Salmonidae
Product: NLR family CARD domain-containing protein 3-like
Exons: 10
Coding region: 41-3532 (1163 amino acids)
Molecular function (GO): protein binding
Source: RefSeq, a predicted model, not a curated record